Molecule: messenger RNA, 693 nt
Organism: Trichomonas vaginalis G3
Lineage: Eukaryota; Parabasalia; Trichomonadida; Trichomonadidae
Exons: 1
Coding region: 1-693 (230 amino acids)
Source: RefSeq, a predicted model, not a curated record
AUGAUUUCUUUUUUGCUUGCUCUUAAGGCUGAGGACCUUUUUCUGGAAGAAGUAUUCCAUGACCCUAUUAUAUUUCCUGUAAAGUAUUCUAUUCAUGAUGUAGUUAAAAGGAACUGCGAAGUAAAUUUAGAUGAACAAACAAUAAGUUGUCCUACAGGCACUGAAGCCAGAAAUGCCGCAUAUGUAUCAACAACAUUAACCAAUAUGCCCCCAGGAUACUUCGGAAUCUUGAAUUUUACAGGAAAUUCUUUAAUUAACAACCCCAAUCAAACAAUUCAAAUCGAAGUAAAGUCAAAUGGUUUGUCACCAAGUUACUUUUUCAAACCCGAUGGAAAGGAGUAUACAACUACAGUUAUUCCAAUUGUGAAUGAUACAUUCGUCAGAGUUUUCUUUAUUUCGAAAAAUGGGGAAAGUAUAUUUAAGAUACCAGAACUUAGAUUCAUUUGCAAAAACAUUGAAAGAAAAGUUUACGGAAAACCGAAAUUAGAUAAAAUUGAAAAAAACGUAUAUCGUGCUUCAGUUGAAAUAACACCGGCAGACAAGUUAUAUAUACAGACUCUGUUUAUUCCAAACAGUUUUGAUUUGCCAAGUACAAUGUAUCGAUAUAAUUAUCCGAUUCAAGAUGCAAAAACUGACAUAAUGGUUCUUCCUGUUUUAGCAAAUGAAUCUAUUAUUAUUGGUUAUGAUAUAUGA